GACAGUAGCAAAGAUUUAGCUACGACGCUCACACCAUUCAGCUGACAGGUGUGUGUGAUGCUAGCACGUUAGCUCCGAUACUGCACGAACUCACUUUAGCGAGCUCCGUUAAAUAUGAAUAUUUUCGUGGAAGAAUAAUGACGCUAAGCUCUCAGUGUGACUUGUAAAUCGGGGGGCUUGAAAACAAAAAGCUAAGACGCAUCCCCUUAGCAACCGUACCUGGUUAGCUGUGAAAGUUGUUGAGCUUCGUUGAGGCUAACGCGAGUAAUAAAUAAGGCCAAGGCGUUGAAGUUAUUACGGAGGCGGGUUUUCUGCGAAGAUAAAUGUUGGCUAAAUGGCAAAAAGCGACCGGGACGAUGGAGCGCUUGACUUUCGGGGUAGCGAGCAGAAGCUGACAGGCAACGGGAGUACUCGUUCGUUUGGCUCCGAUGCAGUCACACUUGGCUCGGAUUAUGGCACUGACACGUCCGAGGAGAAGGAGGUGGACAAAUACGGCUUUACAGGAGGAGCCCAGGAGCACACGGGACUCCAUGCUGAAGAAAUCCCCACGGAGGUGCUGAGGCAUCGGGAGUCCAAAUGGCUGGAGAUGCUCAACAGCUGGGACAAGUGGAUGGCCAAAAAGCACAAGAAGGUAAAAGAUCGCUGUCAGAAGGGGAUCCCCCCGUCGUUGCGUGGUCGUGCCUGGCUCUACCUCACUGGAGGCAAAGUGAAGGAGGAGCAAAACCGGGGAAAGUUCCAGGAACUGGAUAAUCAGCCAGGCGAUGCCAAAUGGGUGGAUGUCAUCGAGAGAGACCUCCACCGACAGUUUCCCUUCCAUGAAAUGUUUUCUGCCAAAGGUGGACACGGGCAGCAAGACUUGUUCCGCGUGCUCAAGGCGUACACCCUGCACCGUCCCGAGGAAGGCUACUGUCAGGCUCAGGCUCCCGUUGCUGCUGUGCUCCUCAUGCACAUGCCUGCUGAGGAUGCGUUCUGGGUCCUUGUCCAGAUUUGUGAGAAGUAUCUUCCUGGAUACUACAGUUCAGGCCUGGAGGCCAUCCAGCUGGACGGGGAGAUCCUGUACGCUCUGCUGCGGCGGGUGUCUCCCAUCGCACACCGUCACCUUAAGCAGCACAAACUGGAGCCCAUCUUGUACAUGACUGAGUGGUUCAUGUGCGCCUUCUCCCGCACGCUGCCGUGGGCGUCUGUGCUCCGCGUGUGGGACAUGUUCCUCUGUGAGGGAGUGAAGAUCCUCUUCCGCGUGGGCCUGGUCCUCCUCAAAUGCCUGCUGGGAUCUCGAGAAAAGGUGAAGGCCUGCUCGGGUCUUUACGAAACAAUGGAGCAUCUCCGGGCCAUACCACCACAAUACAUGCAUGAGAGUUUCCUAGUGCAAGAGACCAUAGACCUGUCCGUAUCGGAGAAAGACAUCGAGAAGGAGCACCUGGCACAGCUCCGACGCUGGAAGGAGACCCACGAUGACCUCUACCACAAAUCCCCACCCAGGAUGCACGGCGCCAAGGCCGUCAUGGCCGCAGAGCCGCCGGGCCGGCAGUAUCUGAGGCAGCGGCCCACCAUCAUCGUGGAGCCCCCGGAGGGAGACGACGCCAGGGACACUCGCAAGCCCAAAGAGAGAGAACCGGAAGAAGAGCGUUCUGCCACCGCGGAGACAGAUAAUGCUCCGCCGUUUCUCCUGGAACCCUCGCCGCUCCUGCAACCAAUGAGCGUGCACGCGUCCAAAGAGAGUGUGAGCAGCACCGAGCAUGACACCUAUCUGUACCACGGUUUUACGUGAUUCUCCUUCACCUCAGCUCCUUCUUUUUGUCUGGGACAGGAAGUGACCGCCAACUGCAAACACUGACCCAACAUGUCACCUGUGUAAACAAGCUCAAUUGAUAUGCGCUGCUUGUGAUUCCAACUUUUGUCACGUAAAUUCACAUCUGACCUAUUUAUAAUUUUUGCGUGAACACUAUUGGGGAUUUCCAACUCUUCACCCUUAUAUCAGAUAAACAUUUCAUCUGGGCUACUUCUGGUUUAGGAGACAACAAGUGGAAAGCAGGAAGGUUGCUAUCAACACAGUCUCCC
This is a messenger RNA of Phycodurus eques (leafy seadragon), 2058 nucleotides long. RefSeq names its product TBC1 domain family member 10A-like. The record is from RefSeq and is a predicted model, not a curated record. NCBI's taxonomy places the organism in Eukaryota, Metazoa, Chordata, Actinopteri, Syngnathiformes, Syngnathidae.